Pieris napi is the source of this 6112-nucleotide messenger RNA. It is a transcript of the gene Pkc53E, whose product is annotated as protein kinase C, brain isozyme. The transcript has 13 exons. Lineage: Eukaryota; Metazoa; Arthropoda; Insecta; Lepidoptera; Pieridae. The record is from RefSeq and is a predicted model, not a curated record. Gene Ontology annotation, molecular function: zinc ion binding; ATP binding; diacylglycerol-dependent serine/threonine kinase activity. Bases 132 to 2138 code for a protein of 668 amino acids. Gene Ontology annotation, biological process: protein phosphorylation.
UUGUAAAUUUGCAUUUGCAAUGACGUUCCGCUGAGAGUGGUUGUCUUCGUGCGGGUCUUUAUUGGCGUAAUAUUAUUGUGAGACAUUAAUUGUUUCCGAUUCUAUCAGCGGCCGUUCGCUAGUUUCUAGCAAUGGCGGACGAAGAUAAUACCUGUGACGAUGGCACUGAUUUGAAGGCGGGCCAGGCUUUCCGCUUACGAGGCCGAAAAGGUGCCCUGAAGAAGAAGAAUGUUUACUUGGUGAAGGAUCACAAGUUUAUGCCAAGGUUCUUCAAGCAGCCGACGUUCUGUUCCCACUGCAAGGAUUUCAUAUGGGGAUUUGGAAAACAAGGCUUUCAGUGUCAAGUAUGCAGUUUCGUGGUCCACAAAAGAUGCCACGAGUAUGUUACGUUUACGUGUCCCGGUGCAGACAAGGGGGCCGAUUCCGACGACACUCGUACCAGACACAACUUCAAGGCUUACACCUACUCUUCGCCAACAUUCUGCGAUCACUGCGGUUCGCUACUGUACGGCCUGCUCCACCAGGGCCUCAAGUGUCAAGCAUGCGACAUGAACGUACACAAACGUUGCGAGGAGUCGGUGCCAAACUUGUGUGGUUGCGAUCACACCGAGCGACGCGGGCGCAUACAACUCACCGUCUCCUGCGUUGGCAACAAGCUUACCGUCGUCGUGAAGCAAGGCCGGAAUCUGAUACCGAUGGACCCCAACGGUCUCUCAGACCCCUACGUGAAGCUCAAACUGAUUCCUGACUCUGACAAUGUCAAGAAAAAAACCAAGACAAUCCGCAGCUGCCUGAACCCGGAGUGGAAUGAAACACUUACCUUCGAUCUGAAACCUGAAGAUAAGGAUCGAAGACUGUUACUCGAGAUAUGGGAUUGGGAUCGUACCUCCCGUAACGACUUCAUGGGCUCUCUUUCCUUCGGUAUCUCCGAGUUGAUGAAGGCCCCAGCUGAUGGGUGGUUCAAGCUUCUUACACAAGAAGAAGGAGACUAUUACAAUGUUCCCGUACCCGAAGAGGGAGCUGACUUAGCUCAACUCAAGAACCAGAUGAAGGCUACAAAUGUCGGCCAACGUAGACCUCCACCCCCACCUGAUCGUGAGGUUCCUCAUAAUAUGGCGGCCGCUGACGUCAUCAGAGCGACAGAUUUCAACUUUAUCAUGGUUCUUGGAAAGGGUUCUUUUGGAAAGGUCAUGUUAGCAGAACGACGAGGGACUGACGAGUUGUACGCCAUCAAGAUUCUGAAGAAAGACAUAAUAAUACAAGAUGAUGAUGUAGAGUGUACAAUGGUGGAGAAGAGAGUACUGGCCCUCAGCAGUAAGCCUCCUUUCCUCGUACAACUUCACUCCUGCUUCCAGACUAUGGAUCGUCUAUACUUUGUGAUGGAGUACGUGAACGGUGGGGAUCUCAUGUUCCAGAUACAACAGUGCGGGAAGUUUAAGGAACCGGUUGCUGUCUUCUACGCGGCCGAAAUCGCAAUUGGUCUGUUCUUCCUCCACUCCCGUGGGAUAAUAUACCGGGAUCUUAAACUUGACAAUGUCCUGCUCGAUCAGGAUGGUCAUAUUAAAAUUGCCGAUUUCGGUAUGUGCAAAGAGGGCAUCACUGGUGACAAAACUACCAAGACCUUCUGUGGUACUCCGGAUUAUAUAGCACCAGAGAUCAUUCUAUACCAGCCGUAUGGAAAGUCGGUGGAUUGGUGGGCGUAUGGUGUCCUUUUAUACGAGAUGUUGGUGGGACAACCUCCAUUCGACGGUGAGGAUGAAGAGGAACUGUUCGCGGCUAUCACUGAUAAUAGUGUAUCCUAUCCGAAGACUUUGAGCAAGGAGGCAAAAGAUGCGUGCAAAUCUUUCCUCACCAAGAUCCCACAGAAGCGUUUGGGUUGCGGAAUGCGGGGCGAAGAAGAUGUGCGCACUCACCCCUUCUUCAGGCGAAUCGACUGGGCAAGGAUUGAGGCCAGGGAUGUGCAGCCACCUUUCAAGCCUAAGAUCAAACACCGUAAGGACGUGUCUAACUUCGACAAGCAAUUCACGGCUGAAAAAACGGAGCUGACGCCAACAGAUAAGCUCUUCAUGAUGAACCUCGAUCAGACUGAGUUCAUGGGUUUCUCUUUCCUCAACCCAGAGUACGUGCAGCACGUCUGAACUGGUGGAAGCCGCACUUUGAAAUUCUUUACGUGACUGACGUAUUGGCCUUGAAAUCACCAACUGUCGUUCUCUGUCACUCAUGCGAUCCAUAUUAUAUCUGUCUCGCUCAUUUAUAUUGGACGUCGAUCUUCAAUUUUCGAGUACUUCGAUUGCUCAUAUAUUUAUUUUUAAACGAGUGGUAUUAGUCAAGUAUUACAUACAUGACUUUGGUUUCACCGGCCUCAAUGGUCUGAAGUCCCCGAAGACUUAGCCGGUGAAUAUUUAAUUAUGGCAAUAAUUUUGUUAAUUAAAGCAAUAUAGCUCUCUAAUUUACAUUCUUUGCUUUCCCACGUGCCAUUAAAUAAAUUCAUUAUUCAAUAGGCUUGUAUAUAGGGUGUUUUAUCUUUAACAUCUCGGGGCCACUUGUCUUACGGUUUCAGAUCAUUUAAUGUCAUAUCCAUAUUUUUAAAUCUCACAUAUCAGUGUGUUGGUUAGUUUGUUUUUUGUUUUACUAACGGACUAGCGAUAUAGUUUUAAUUCUAGGUUUACUAAAUCGAAUAAUCUCGAUUGUGGUCACAAAAUAAAUUAAAUUCUGAACAUAAAAAUCAAUUGAAAACCAUAAUUGUAUAGAAACUUUUUACAAACUUUUGUUUCUUCAAAAAGGUUUAAAAAUAGUUUGGUCCUUUACAGACUAUAGAUGUCUUUUAUUUAAAAAAUAUGCAUUUUAAGUAAAGAAACACAUAUAAUGAAUUCAAUUUCUAAUCACUAAAUUUUACAAACUGUGGUCACGGUUACAAUAACGUGUCGAAAAGUAUUCAAAUUCAACAUGCAUACUUAUAAAAUCUUUUUGAAUGCAGGCGUUUAAAUUCGCAAUAUAUAUUUUAGAUUUAUCUAUCAAAUCUUUAAUCUAUAUUUUUCAAUAUAACAAAAAAAUAUAUACGAACAAAUAAUUAUUGCGAAUUGUAUAUUUCUACCGGUCUUACUCAAAAUUGUGAACAAAGGGAUAUAUACUAUAGAUGUUGUGUUUUAAGAAAAAAUAUUUGCAGUAAUAAAUAAUAGACGGUAUUUUUUUCUGCAAAAAAAUAGGUAAAAAAAUGUAAUGUGUUUAAAAUAUCGCUAGAUCCUAUUUAUAUCUCUUAGGAGAAUCUCGAGUUUAUUUUUGUAUUUUGGAGAUUUAUCGCAGCGCGACUGUGUUUAGAUUUAAGUUCAAAGUUUACGUUUGUUAUUUAAUUGUAUGUGUGUCCAUUGCGCGAUUAUAUUCUAUUGACUAAUUUGUUAUAAGAUUUUAUUUGUAAAUAAUAUAAUCGCGUAGUGUUAAAUAAAUAGCCUUACUAACUUAAAAUAAUAAUAAAUAAUAUAAAUAAAAAAUAAAAUAAAACUCUCGCUAGAAUAAAUGUGAAUUUAAAAUUGGGAAGCAUUCGAUUCUAAAUUGAAUUAAUAAAUGACUUUUAGAUGUUUAAACAGAUGUUCAAAUACACAAAAGGUGAUCAAAUUUAUUGAAUCACUAUUGAGUAUUCGGACAUAUGCGUUAAUACUUUUCAAUCUUCUGAAAGGAUAUGCGGUUUCUAUAUUUUACUAACAGAUGAUAAUUUUAAUUGCGAUCGUUGUUCUUCAUUAAUAUUAUGAAUUGCAUAUUUAGUCAAUCUUCUAUGUUGAUUUUUAAACUACGGUUAUCUGUUAGUUAAAUAUUUACAAUUUGGCCUUCUAGAAGAUUUAGUACGUAGAUUUAAGGAUCUUAGAAAUUAUUCUUUAAAAUGGCUUCGUGAUUUGUAUUAAGUUUCUCGUCUUAGAUCUAAGCUAUGCGAUUCAUUUUCUUACUAUAUAUAUACUUAUCUAUAAAUCGAUUUUAUAUUAUACAAUUUUAAAGGGUAUCAUACACUGAAACUCUAAAUUUUAGCUACAAUUUAUUGGCACCGAUAAAAAAAUAACAAAUGCCAAAUUAUCCAGUAUAGCCCUGAAAAUAAAUUACUUCUUUAUAUACAUUUAUUUUUUUAUAAAGAUGAUAGCUUAUUUUUUCUUAUUAUCAUCGAUACUCUUUCGUCUCUUUCUGUUAAAUAUUGUUUACGCUGAGUUGAAAAGAGAUAGUUCAGUGGUAUAGUUAUAACAUGAUUUGCUUUAUUUGUGUGAAAACAGUCGCAUAAGUAAGAAAAUGAGUCUUAUAAUCGUCAGCUGGAGAGGGAAUCACAAGUAGACGCAAAGCGUUUCCCCAAACUCCAUUAAUAAACCAUAUGAAAAAGCUCGCUAAAUAUCAGAAAGACAACAGUACUUUAGAAAAGUUAAAAAAAUCGCACCUCAAGUCUUUUCGUAUUUUGACUCUGCUUAAGUAAACAUUUCUGCAAAAUACAGUCUAAAUGGUAGAAUAAAACCCACAAUAGUGCGUCUAGUAGAUAAGAUCAAAGAUUAUUAAGAGAAGAGUUUACCUGAUCCUGAAUAGCUUACUCAAAAAUAGAUAGAUAUUUGAAGCAUUACAUGCUUGAACUGUUCUACUAAUAUUGACUAUUUUCCAAAUAAUAUAACUUUGCGUAGAGUGUAAUUAGUAUAAAUCAUACGUAUUGCAAUAUUAGUUCCUAUCAAAUACUCAGAUACAAAACUUUAGAUUGUCUUCGCUUAAAAAUAUAGAUAUCGAAUAUGUAAUACUAAAUAUCCACGUUUUCCAAAUAGUGAACGGUUCUCUUCGUACCGAGGCCUUCGCACGAACUUCACGAUUGUUUCGUCUUCGUGAAUAAGUAAUGUCAGAUUUCUACGAUUUGAUCGCGCCGAUUUUUUCAAAUAUACUUAUGUAGUUAUAUUCGAACAAUACAUGUACCUGCUUCCGUUUGUUUCUAAAUGUAUAUCGUUGUUCUAGUGUUUAUGUUCUUAUUGUUCGUGCUACGGUUCGUAUAUAAAUGGAAAGUCUUGACAGAUCAUUAUGAUAUAAAAAUAUAUUAGAUAUUUUUGGAAUUAUCAAAACCAUUCAAAACUAGUAUUGUGCUGCUGAGUAUUGAUUCUUUCCACGAAGCAUUGUAUUUUGAGAUUAUUUCUAUCUUAAGAAGUGAAAUAUUAUAUAUAAGAUCUCACUUGUAUAUAAGCACAAGGUUUUAUCAUCUUGCAUUUUAGCUGAAAUAUCCAAAACACAUUAUACCAAGAGUACGUGUUAUUUUCGUCAGAUUCAACUAAGUAUUUUUCAACGUGAACUUUAUUUAAAUUUGUGGUAAUGUGUUCAAUAAGAAAAUAAGUUAUAUAUUUUUAAUUAUGAAUUAUUAAUAUUUAAAGAUUAGUUACCAUUCGAUGCUUGUCAAAUUUUCCAGUAUUUAUUAUAACCUUCAUAGGGAAAUAGGCCUAAAUAUCACCUUAUUAAAUUAAGCCCGUAGAUGAUACAGGAUUUUAGGUAUAAAUUUUAUCUCGAUUUAAAUAUACAUUUUAAAUAUUACGGCGUCGUAUUUAAUGUAUCACGUCGCCUGUGCCAAAAGUGUAACGUUUUCCCCAAAAUUAGUAUUAUCGUAUCGCUAAUGUUGCAUUUUUAAAUGUUGAGUGUUGCCAGUGUAAAAUACAAAGAAUCGAAUGACGUAAAAAAGUUCAAAAAGUGUUUUCGAAUUCGCUAUCCGUAUUGAGCCAAAAAAAUAGCAGUAAAAAAUAAAACAUUCACAUUUUUUUAUACACUGGUAGCAUUAAACAAAUUAUUAUCACCUUUUUGAUAUCUAUUACCAUUGUUGCACCUUGGGUUAGAUUUGUAUAACUUAGUAGGUGAUUUCAAAUUUUGUGGACUGUUACGUAUUUUAAAUUACAUCUAAAAUACAUAACCACAGAAAAUAAAUCAAAUAUUCAAUAGGUCAAAUUUCCUUAUUGAAGAUAGCUAACAGUUCAGUAAAUUUUGAAGCCGCCUAGCACUAGAUUAGUGUUCCUAUGUAGGACUCUUUUGACCAUGUUUCCGACAAUAUUAUAUAUUUUUUAUGAAACUCUUGUGCCUGCCCACAUCUUUCCAUCUGUUACACUUUGUUACUCUGUGAUAUCAU